CGCACUCUCCUUUCCCCUCACUUCUUGAACAACACUGUCAUCGGCGCAACAUCUUUUGUCAUGGCAGACCCAUUUUCGAUCACCGGCAGCGCAGUCGGUGUUGUUUCUCUCGCGAUCCAACUCUGCAAGGACCUGGAAUGGUACUUCAGUAGUGUCAAGAAUGCAAAGGACAAGGUUGACCACAUCGCGGCGGACACGGAAAAGCUUACAAACGUCCUUGACUCGCUCGAAACCAUCGUUACGAAGGUGGAUCCGUCUCAGGCGGUGUCAACAACUCUCACCGGUAUUGCAUCGUGUGCAGAGGCCAUUGUAACGAUCCGGAAGAAGUUGAAACUAGACGAUCCGGCAUCGAGUGGCGGAAUCAAGUCGAACUUGAAGAGGCUGGGCAAGCGGAUGGCUUUCCCGUUCAAAGAAGCGGAGAUCGAAUACUGGAAAGGCGUAUUGAAUACGAUACACCAGGGUCUACAGACUGCACUAUGCGCGCUCAUCAUUGAUCAACAACGUCUGGCCUCUGAACAUAUCGGGUUGCGAUUUACACAGCUAUCGGUAGACCAAACGGCGCAGCAUCAAUCCAGUUUACAACUACAGCAUGAGAUCUUCGACAAGACGCGAAUUCAGCUCGCUGAAAAUUCACAGGUCGUCGAAAGAGGGUUUACAACUACGGCGCAUAACUUUCAUAGUCUCCAUGCUGAUGUACAUCACAUACAAGACACGCUACAGCCCAUUGUCUCUCAACUUGAGCUUUUGAAAGCCACGGUGAGCGAAGUGACCUCGACGACAGAGUCUACACUGGAAAUCGACAUGAUGAAUUUGAGGUCACUCAAUCGGAAGGAUAGAAAACUGAAGCGACAACUCGCAAAAGUCCCAUGUACAUGCCAAAAAAAGACAAGUGCAUUUGGCUAUCGAUCAGGAUGGCUCACGCUCGCGUGUGCUUGGACUUCGUCUCACGACCCUCAAUGCCGUCUUUCUGCUCUUCAGAACACCGUAACAGAUCUGCAGCUUCGGGCCACUAUGUGUAGUCUGUUUCUCAGAUCGAAGGUGUCGCUUUCGCUGACACUAGCUUGUGGUGAUGGCUCUCCGUUCAGGCAGACUCUGGACUGUCAUCGAGUGGUCGCGGAAUCUUCGCCUGCAUUUUCGUUCAUUCCCGACUUGGUGAGUUCAGGUCACACCACAACCGAAGAAGUAUUCCGUGGCGAGGUCAACAAACUGUUAGAGAUAUUCCAGCAGGGACGAGCAUCACCACAUGAUCGCCUGUCUGAUGGACGUACGAUUUUACAUCAUUUGUGUGGGGAGGUCGAAUUCUGGAGAGAUGAAUACUACAGUUCUGACUACGUCAAAAACUUUUGUUAUCUCUUCCUGACUCUCCUUGCCCGAAUGUCUGUCGAAGCUAUUGGAAAAGACGAUCAUGGACGUACGAUUAUGGAUGCCCUCAUGAAGUCCACGCCUCCACCAUUGUUGCACCAAGAAGAUUUUGUAGCAAAUGUACUGUUGAGUCACGGUUUGCAGAUCACUCAGUGGACAAUACGGACUUCUAGACCUUCGAGUCGGAGCACCAAAACUUAUACUGAUAGUCGGAUCGAAAGUUUCACAGAUGCUAGAUUAGAUGAGAAUGAGUUGGUGGAGGCGAUACUAUCGAGAUCUGACCAUGGGCUUCAGCAUUACCUUCGACAAUCGAAAGAUAUGCGGAUACUGGACGACGGUACUGUCAUCUUUGCCCUAAGGCUGGCUGCUAUCCAUGGCUGGAUCGAUGGCUGUAAGACCAUGCUUGAAGAAGAUGUCAUGGCAACCCUCAACAAAGACUCCGUCAAUCCACGGGACAAUACUUUGCUUGGAAGCUUAGCUUAUACAAAGCGAUUGGAAAUGAUGCGGUUCUGGCUCUUGCGCAGGGCAGACUUUGGGCAACCACAGCUCAAAUGGAUUGGCUAUGCAGAAGAUGUGUUCGACUCUCAUGAGUGCGGGUCGCUACCAGAGUUUAGUAAGGGCAUCGCUUACAAUAUGUCCUCGUAUGUUCGCGAUUUGAGGCACGAGAUUGACCAUCUAGUGAAAACGCAUGGCAUCGACUAUUGCUGUGAUAGUGCUCGUAGUAAUCUACCCGACGCGCAUGUUAGAUGCAUGCUCACUGCGCUGGUGAGCAAAGGCGUCAAAGUGCCACAGUAUUAUUGGCCAAAGAGGAAAAGUCUUUAUCACAGGACAUUUUGCUGGUGUCCGAUGGAACGUCUGGUGUUCGAAAGGCAGGAGGAUGAUGGCUUUCGUGAGAUCAGUGGCAAGGAUUUCAGGUGUAGUAUGGAAACGGGUUGCUCGCCUCUAGUGUAUUUUCUAACGCAGAACAACCCGUACAUCAAUGAUCCGAGGGGAGCGUUGAACAAGCGCGACAUGACAGUCAAUUGGUUCCUCUCAAGAGGGGCAGAUCUACGAGAAACCUGGCCAGGAUCCGACAUUACUGCCAUGCAUUGUUUGGCCUGGCAAUCUGCGAAACAUCUUGAAACGUUCUCUGGACGCUUAUUCAAAGAAUGUGAUGCGCCAAUUCAAGUCACUUGGGAUUACAGAUCCUUUGAGCCACUCGUCAAAGGGGAAAUUCUGGACAGUUGCGAAUGUGGAUGCAGCAUUUCCGGCUGCGAUUUUUUGACGUGCUUCUGGAAAGGACUUUUCACAGACACCUGGCGGGACACGCAGUUCCCCACGAUUUGCGACUACAUCCAAGGUGCAAAUUCGAUGGGAGAAGUAAAGGGCAUCGCAACAAGACCCAUCUGGGAGCGUCAACAUGACGAAGCAAUAGCGAAUGUGUUUCUUGAACUCACCGUUUGGGUUGAUAGAGCAGCAAAUACCCUCCAGCUUCGUCGACUCAUCCAGGGGUACAUGCGCCUAUUCGUAUUCUCAUACCUGGAGUUAAGACACACAUGUUGCGAUAUCGGCCGCAUCAGGCACUUUGACAAUCCCGAUCACAAAAAGCAACCAUACCCUCGAUACUCCCAGAAGGAAGAGAGACGCAUAAAAAAUGAGGACGCAAGGUUGCGCGAGAUUCUCGAAGAGCUAGUACCCGUGUUCAUCUCGCAGUUCGACGCCGUUGGUGGAAGACUUGUAGACUUCGUCGUCGAUGCGAUGAUUCCGAAAAUGCGCAAAGUAGCGAAAGAAAUACGCAAACUAGAGAGAAAACUGAGAGAGGAAGAGAAGGCACUUUAUGCAGAGGGACGAAGAGAGCUAGGCGUUAUAAUGUAUGAGGAUGAGGAUGACGCCGAGCAGAGCGAUAGUGACGAGGAAGAGGAAGGAAAAGAAUGGUAUACCGAAGAGGAGUCUGAUGAUGAAUACUGAUUCCGUGUUCACUUCUUUGGGUGGUUGGUGUUUGACAUAGAAGUCUGGCAAAUCGUCGACUGCCUCCGAUAGCGUGCAACGCCGUGUAUAGAAGCC
Alternaria alternata is the source of this 3405-nucleotide messenger RNA. RefSeq lists its product as hypothetical. NCBI's taxonomy places the organism in Eukaryota, Fungi, Ascomycota, Dothideomycetes, Pleosporales, Pleosporaceae. The record is from RefSeq and is a predicted model, not a curated record. The transcript has 4 exons. Bases 61 to 3309 code for a protein of 1082 amino acids.